AUGCCUCUGUCCGAUUUCCAGAUACCCGAUACCGUUAAGGGCCUGAAAGCGGCUCUUAGCAACGUCGAUGAAGAGGAACACGAACAAGCCCGCUUAGCAAGUGAUGAUUUACGGUUGCUGGGCGCGAAACGUCUUGCCAUACGCACUUAUAGACUCUUGUUGUCGAAGAGAGACCAGCAGUGUCGAGAGGCUAUACAGGAGCUGCCAAACGCGGUUCUGGAGAAACUACCACGUGAGCUCCGGGACAUGAUCUACACGGAGCUAUACCGCGGAGAGCUAUACCACGGAAGUCAGGACGAACCGUACGAGAUUGUCGACAACAACUCCAAGCAUCCCCACGACUCCUUGUAUGAGUUUGUACCUAUGAUCAAAGCAUAUGAGCCGCCAUACUGGAUGCUGGAAGAAGAGGUCGGCCCUGAAUUUGCGCGCGAAGCUGUAGAAGUCUGGUAUAAGAGCGCUUAUCUCUCGGUCGAUAUAAAGCUCCUGCAGCCACUAUUGCAAGACGACGAUGGGGUCCUAUAUGACAGCUGGUCACCCUCGAUAUGUCGGUCCCUCUCUACCUUGCUGGAAGAACAAAGUGUUGCACGGAAGGAGGGGUUCAAACUGCACAUUGCCUUUCAUUGGGAUGUAUCCGACAACUGGCCCGAGUACCUCAAGGCAAUCUGCCCGGUGGUCUAUCGUCUGAAGACCCAAGGCUUCCUGGUUUCAAGUACCCAAGCUUAUGGCAAUCGCACAUAUGGACCAUGCGCUCGACCAGGCUGUGAGUGCGACCAGUGGACAGCUGGAGGCCCUAUUAGGUGGUACAUUAGCGACAUUGGUGAUUGGUUCGACUGCUCAGAAGAGGAGUGUAUGAAGAGGAUAGAAGAACAGAAAGAAAGGCGUCGGGGAUGA
Alternaria triticimaculans is the source of this 891-nucleotide messenger RNA. RefSeq lists its product as uncharacterized. The record is from RefSeq and is a predicted model, not a curated record. Lineage: Eukaryota; Fungi; Ascomycota; Dothideomycetes; Pleosporales; Pleosporaceae. The coding region runs from base 1 to 891 and encodes 296 amino acids. The transcript has 4 exons.